This is a messenger RNA of Scophthalmus maximus (turbot), 4004 nucleotides long. Its product is annotated as transient receptor potential cation channel subfamily V member 1. Bases 1468 to 3729 code for a protein of 753 amino acids. Lineage: Eukaryota; Metazoa; Chordata; Actinopteri; Pleuronectiformes; Scophthalmidae. The record is from RefSeq and is a predicted model, not a curated record. Gene Ontology annotation, cellular component: membrane. Gene Ontology annotation, biological process: calcium ion import across plasma membrane. The transcript has 22 exons. Gene Ontology annotation, molecular function: calcium channel activity; protein binding.
UGAUCAAUCCACUGGGGGCAGUGCAGAGGUCGAGAUAAAAUUGACUGCGAUGACGGAUUAAGGGAUUUACUUUUUUGUGAAGUUUGGUGUAUGCCACCUCGACGCUUCUGAGACCCCUCCUACGCAUUGCCUGCAUCUCCCACUGGUCCUGACUCAGUGAAGCCUGCCUAACCCCGGAGGUCAGUGGGACGACCUCUCUGUACCUGCUCUUCCUGGAGGACAACAUCAGCGAACUGAAGUCCUAAAAAAUACAUCAAGCAGGUCUUAAGAACUGCUGAUGAGGCGAGGUGAAUGUUCUGGAGAAAACGUUGAUGCCAUGGGUCUGCUGCAGAAGAAGGACAGUGUUGAUGUGAUUAAACCCACUGGUGCUGCAGGGAAACCGGAUACAGUAAAACUUAAUGCAGCCGACUCUGCGAGCAGCUCCACGGCAGCCGACGCUGGAGUGGCUGAGAUCAACUGCAACCGUGAGGGAGCAAGGAGCAAACUGCCCAGUUUAUAAAGCUGAGGGGGGAGGAUGAUGAAUUAUUCACCGGGGCCAAAAACUCUGCCAGUGUAGCGUGGAGACAAAGUGGGCCUGGGGGGGGAAAGUGACUCCCCUGCAGGCCCCCAAAGGUUUGUUUUGGAGAGGGAGUAAGUAUCCGGAGUCGGGAGAGGAACUUGGCCGUGACGUGCUGGGACAGAGACGUUUCUCUGUCGUUUCCCGGAGUCUUUUGAGUUUGGAACACCUGUUGGACAUCCGGUUCUGCAUCCGCCUGCCUUCCUGAGUGCCCAGAGUCAGAUGCCUGGAGGAUGUCCGACUGAGCCCAUUUGAGAAAACAGGAACAUCUCCAGAGUAAUCAGAGUAACCACUCGCUCGGGCGUGUUGAUGACUGUAAACAAAAACUCUGCUGUCCGCAGCAGAACUAUCGUCAUGUCCUUCUUCCUACACGCUCUACCCAGACAUCACAAUGUUCCCGAGGUUUCCCUGCUGUUGUAAAGUUUUCUGGAGUUUGUCUGAAAACAGCUUUUGUCUGAUAUCUUUUUUUUUCUCCUCACAAAAUUCAAUAUCCUAGUUAAUUUUCUUUUAAAUUACAUCCAUCCUCCUCUCCGUCUUAGAAUAAUCUACACUAGUAAUAAGCAGUUACAGUGAAACUUUAUAGUCAGUCUGCACUGAUCAAAACAUACAUUUAAGGGAUGUUUAACACCAUUAGCAGUGUCACGUAUUUGAUAGCUGAUAAGAGAACAUCAGAUAGUGAAUCCACCCCCCAGUGGAUGUGCUGUGCUCUUUGUCUUUAGGGUAAACAACAGGCUUGUUCUCCGGGGAGAGGGAGGAGCAGCGCCAUGGUAACAAACACCAUAACCACCUCUUGGCCUUUGCAACUCUACACCUGUGCAGCAGAAGCUCAUCAUACCUGAUGAGCCACUUGUGGAUGCACGCACAGUCCCUGCCAAUACACCACCAAGGCUAGGUUAUUAACAACAAACAAGAUGGAAAAUGGACGAACACAGAGCAAAGUGGAGCCAGACCAAGACCAAGAAGAGGAGGGGAACAGUCUGGACUGGCUCCUCAGAAAAGACGUCUCAGAGGGAAUUCCUGCGCCGAUGGAUACCAACGUUCUGACGUCUAGUGUCAGUGGUGACAACAUUUCCAGUAAAGCAUUCACCAGGGCGAGAGUCUUUGAAGCAGCAUCUCAGGGGGACGCGACUCAACUGCGUGGCCUGCUCCACUACCUGCGAGUUCAUGAUAAGCGACUGACGAGCCCAGAAUUCACAGAUGAAACGAAUGGGAAAACGGCGCUCCUGAAGGCUUUGCUAAAUCUAAAAGACGGCAGAAAUGACACCAUUGAGGUUCUCCUCGACAUAGCAGAGGAAACCGGAGAUUUAGACAAUUUAAUCAACGCAGCUUACAAAGAUCUUUUCUACAAAGGUCAGACGGCCUUGCAUGUCGCCAUUGAAAGAAGGAGCUUUGAGCACGUGAAACUGCUGGUCCAGAAAGGAGCAGAUGUGCAGGCCAGAGCCAACGGGAAGUUCUUCCAGCGUCACGCGGGACUGGGCUUUUAUUUUGGAGAACUCCCGCUGUCACUGGCCGCCUGCACCAACCAGCACAACAUUGUGUCCUUCCUCAUUGAAAACCCGCACAGAAGAGCAGACUUGGCCGAAAAGGACUCGCAAGGGAACACCGUCUUGCACACCUUGGUGGUCAUAGCGGACAACACAAAAGAAAACACGGACGUGGUUGCAAGGAUGUAUGACGAGAUCCUCGUUCAGCACAGCAGACUUGAGAAGACACGGAGAGUCAAGCUGGAGGAGAUUGAAAAUAAUCAGGGGCUGACCACUCUGAAGUUAGCAGCCAAGCUGGGAAAGAUUGGGCUGUUCAGGCACAUUUUGCACCGGGAAUUCGAGGACGAGGAGAUGAGGCCGCUGUCCAGGAAGUUCACAGAAUGGGUCUACGGACCAGUCCACUCCUCACUCUAUGACACGAGUUCCAUCGACACUAACGAAGACAACUCCGUGUUGGAGAUAGUCGUCUUUGGGAGCGAGAUUCCGAAUCGUCCUGAGAUGCUCCAGAUCGAGCCUCUGCGCAGUCUUCUCAAGGACAAAUGGAACAGGUUCGCUUCCAAAUUAUUCCUGAUGAAUUUCUCGGCGUAUCUGAUAUACGUGAUCAUCUUCACCACUGUGGCCUUAUACAGAAAGGAUGGACAGCCACCGUUUCCCAUCGAGGAUGUCCCAGUUGACUACCUCCGCAGUGUUGGUGAGCUCAUCAGUGUCCUCGGAGCAGUUUGGUUUCUCUUUAAAGCGAUAACCAUUUUCAAGGGGAACCCCCCAAACUUCAAGGCUCUAUACACUGAUGGAUUCUGUGACAUUCUGUUUUUCCUGCAGGCCACCCUCCUUCUGAUCUGCACAAUUCUGUACAUCUGCGGGCGGAGAGAAUAUGUCGGACUCCUUGUGCUGUCACUGGCUCUCGCCUGGAUCAACGUCCUUUACUACUCAAGAGGCUCGAAAGCAAUGGGGAUAUACAGCGUCAUGAUGCAAAGAAUGAUCCUGGGUGACCUGUUACACUUUUUAUGCGUCUACAGUGUCUUGCUGUUUGGAUUUUCUGCAGCCAUCGUUGCUCUCAUAGACAACUCUGCUCCAGCUCCUAAAGAACUGACCAAUGGCUCACCGCCACGUGGGAGGAGCUUUGGUGACGAGACGUUUAAGUGCGAGAAGCCGAGUUACAACGACAUCCGAUUUACAAUCCUGGAGCUGUUCAAGUUCACCAUCGGAAUGGGAGAUCUGGAGUUCACUGAUCACGUGCAGUAUAAGGAGGUUUUCUACAUCCUCCUCAUCUUGUACAUAGUUUUGACCUACAUCCUCCUGCUCAACAUGCUCAUUGCCCUGAUGGGCAACACGUGCGAAAGAAUCACCGAAGAAAGUGAAAACAUAUGGAACCUGCAGAGGGCCUUUACCAUUCUAGACAUGGAGAGGACUCUGCCGAGAGGCCUGAGGAGUAAACUGUUCACUGGAGAGUCGAAGAUGGUGUGUUUGAGAGGCAAGAAGGACGAGUGUCGGAGAUUUUUCAGGGUGGAGGAAAUGAAUUGGAGCCAAUGGAGGACAGAUCUUGGUGUGAUCCGAGAGGAAGACCCAGGAAAUCACAUGAUGGAGCCGCAGCCCCUCAGCCACACUCCUGGGAAUCUCUGGAACAUGAAUCCACUGUUGGAGAGGAUUCGAGCCAGACGCCACCAACUGCAGCAUUCCAGCGUUCCCUAAUUUCAUCAGAUCACCCCCCACAAAAAUAUGACUGGUUUAACAUUUGAAUGUUCAGAUUCAGGUUUCAUGUGAAGCAGCCACUGUUGAAAAGUUUCAUACAAACAUUUCCUUAGAAAGACAUCCGUACAAUUAAUUUGGGAGGAUUACAGUACCAGAACUUUUAUUAUACCUUAAAUUAACAUUCAGAUCCCUUUUCUUAUUCACCUGCUGAGUGUAAACAGAUCUCAUCUGACUAAGAGACUAAUUGAAUUAAACUGAAACAUGAAAGCGGUUUA